UUAAGGUGAAUAAUAAUAAUAAUUAUUAUUAUUAUUAAUUUAAUUCUGUUGUUUUUCUUUUACUUUUCAUUGGAUCAAUAGAAUGCGCCACGUGUGCAGUGUUGUGGUGGGUGCCCUUUUGCUUUGGGGCCCAGCAUCGGGUGAACCGAAACGCAAAAGACUCCGAAGUCCACAGGAUCGACCACCACCUGAACUACCCCACUACGACUAUGAAUAUCCCGAUGAGUAUGAUACCUAUGAUGCUGGUCACCCGGCAACACCAUCCCCAGCCCCACAACCCAUUGUCACGCCCUUUUCCUGCCACUUCAACAAUUCAUGGUACAGAGAUGGCGACACCUUUGCCGAUGGAUGUCGCCAGUGUCGCUGUACGGCUGGCAAGAUCAAUUGCACAUCGGAUUUGUGUACACCGGCACCGGCACGGGGUCCACAGGGAACAUCUGGGGCCCAGGGUGAAUCGGGCUUGCCUGGGAUUCCGGGUGAAGCAGGUCCAGCUGGUCCAGCACCCGAUCUCACACCGUACACUCAGCAGAUGGCCGAAGUGUUUGCCAGUGCAGACAAAGGACCAAGUUCCGGUGUACCCUUUCAGUAUGUACAGGCUCAAGUGGGACCGGCAGGACAGAGAGGUCCACAGGGACCACAGGGACCGGCUGGACCACAAGGUUUUCAGGGUGGCAGAGGUGAAGCUGGUGAACCAGGACCACCGGGUCCAGUAGGACCGCCUGGACCAAGGGGUCUACCAGGAAUCCCCGGCAAAGAUGGCGCAAGCGGUGAUGAUGGUGAAGCUGGAGCUCCAGGUGCACCUGGACCACCUGGACCAAGGGGCCUACCAGGAAUGCCAGGACUUCCAGGUGUCAAAGGUCACAGAGGUUACAGCGGUGCUGAGGGGGCCAAGGGUGAUAUUGGUGUGCCAGGUGAAAAGGGGGACACAGGUGGCAUUGGACCUCUUGGACCAGCUGGACCAAUUGGACCCAUGGGACCACGUGGUGAACGUGGCAGAGAAGGUCCACCCGGACCACCUGGUAUACGUGGUAUUGAUGGUGUUGCCGGUCCAGCUGGACAACCAGGGUCAAUUGGCAAAUCUGGUCCGCCUGGUUUCCCUGGGGCACCGGGUGUCAAGGGGGAUCAGGGCGCAGUGGGUCCAAAGGGUUCUCAGGGUCUCCAGGGACCCCGUGGUGAAGCUGGAAGGCCGGGACAUACUGGUGAACCCGGUCAACCGGGACUACCAGGUCGCGAUGGAUUGGCAGGUGAGAAAGGUGGUACAGGGUCAGCUGGCGUAGCUGGACCACCAGGUUUUCCUGGUGCCCGUGGUCAGCCAGGUGUUGCCGGACAACCGGGUGAAGUGGGUCCAAGGGGUGCACCCGGAUUACCCGGUGAUCGUGGCCACAAAGGUGAUUCCGGACAGAAAGGUGAUACCGGUGCACCAGGACCAAGAGGCACCCCAGGGGCACCAGGUAGUGAUGGUCCACGCGGUAAGAGGGGCAUGAGAGGUGCUACGGGUCCACAGGGACCACAAGGUGAUCGAGGUAGUCCGGGUAUGGCCGGUGUUCCGGGUCCCGAUGGUGCAAUUGGUCCAAAAGGCCAGACUGGCGAUCGUGGUGUUCAGGGAAUAGCUGGACCAAAGGGAACAACUGGUGAUACUGGACCACCAGGACCACAGGGACUUCAUGGUGCUCGAGGGCUACCAGGUCGAAUUGGUGUUGCUGGCAAACCAGGUAUUCCCGGUGAACGUGGAUUGCCAGGAGCUGAUGGAAAACCAGGUGAACAGGGACCACAGGGUAUUCAGGGUCUACCUGGACCAAUUGGUAUGCCCGGUGAUAAGGGUUUUACCGGUGAACCGGGCAAAGAUGGUGAGGCCGGUGCUGUUGGUCCACCUGGUCCAAGGGGUGAUGCUGGAAAAGAAGGAUUGCCUGGACCACCUGGACCACCAGGACCACAAGGACAUGAUGGUGAACGUGGUGGUGCUGGACCAGCUGGACCAAGAGGUUUUCAGGGUUUACCUGGUCAACCGGGUAGUGCAGGUAGUCCAGGUAAGGAUGGUCAACAGGGUGCAGCAGGACAUCCUGGACCACCUGGACUGGCAGGAAUGCGUGGUGAAAGGGGUUUUCCAGGCGAAAGGGGACCACUAGGCUUACCCGGAGCACCCGGAAACCGUGGAGAGACUGGUCAAGCUGGGCAGGAUGGACUACCAGGACCACCUGGAGCACCAGGUGUCAAGGGACAUCAAGGUGCACCUGGAAUUGUUGGUCUACCGGGCCUUAGGGGUUUACCUGGAAUGACUGGGGAAAAGGGUGAGAGAGGUGCUGCUGGACUUCAUGGUGCUGAAGGUGCUCAAGGACGUCCUGGUGAACCUGGACCACAGGGACCUGUUGGUCCUGCUGGUCCACCAGGUGAACCUGCAGAACGCGGUGAACCUGGCAAUGCUGGACCACCAGGUGAGAGAGGUGCUCCGGGUAAUCCUGGAGAACGUGGACCAACUGGUCCUGUUGGUGCACCUGGGUUUCCUGGUCCUAUGGGACCAGCCGGAAUGGUCGGUCUUAAAGGGGACAGAGGUGAUGCUGGACCAAAGGGUGAACAGGGUGCUACAGGUGGCAUUGGGGCACCGGGUGAACCAGGUCUUCAGGGUCCAAUGGGUUUGAUGGGUGUUAAGGGUGCAAGAGGUGAACAGGGUGCUAGAGGAGAGGUUGGAUUGGCUGGUCUACCGGGGCGUCCUGGUGAACCAGGACAGCCGGGUCAACCGGGCAAUCAGGGUGUUCCUGGACCAGCUGGAAUUCCUGGUAGUAAAGGUAGUACUGGAGAUUCUGGUCGACCUGGGAAUGUUGGUAAUACAGGACCACCAGGACCACCUGGACCUGAUGGAAUCAAAGGUGAAACGGGAUCUAUUGGUCCGGCUGGACCGGUAGGGCAUCCUGGUCCGCCAGGUGUACAGGGUGAUCGAGGAAUGCCAGGAUUACCGGGUGGCGUUGGUCCAUUGGGACCGAGAGGACCAAGAGGAGCACCAGGAGAACCCGGACAGCCAGGAAAGGUGGGUCUAGCUGGACCAGUUGGUCAGGCAGGAAUGCGCGGUGCUCAGGGACCACCAGGACCUGCUGGAGAAAUGGGUCCUGAGGGACGGCCAGGUAAGCCAGGACCACCUGGUCUGGCUGGAAGGACCGGUGAUAAGGGACCACAGGGUGCACCUGGUCAACAAGGUGCUAUGGGACCACCAGGAAUGCCUGGGGCACCUGGAGUGGCUGGUCAGAAGGGUCAUACCGGUGAUCGUGGACCACUGGGUCCCAUUGGACCCCAAGGACCCGAAGGACCACCAGGACAGCGCGGUAAAGCCGGUCCACCUGGAGCUGAGGGUGCAAAGGGUGAUCAGGGUGAAAGUGGCAGACCUGGACCAAAGGGUCAUCGUGGAUUUAGUGGACUAGCCGGUGCUCCAGGUCCUCGAGGUCCAUCAGGCGACAAAGGACCACAGGGAAAUGAUGGAAUGCCCGGGAAGCCAGGUGAUCAGGGCAAUCGUGGACCACCGGGUCGUGAUGGACAGCCAGGUGCACCUGGUGGUCUUGGGGCACCAGGUGCCAGAGGUCCACCUGGUUCAGAUGGACGUCCCGGUAGCCCAGGCGCACCCGGACCACCAGGACCACCUGGACCGGCUGCAGAACCACUUGGCUAUGAUACAGCUGCCCUAGCAGCACUCCUACAGAGUGGCAGCACAAAAGGACCACCAGAUACUCAAGCUGACGAACCAAUGAGACUCUUUGCCACACCAUCUGAUCGAGAUGCCUUCAUGCUAAAAGCCUAUCACCAUCUAAAAGCCACAAUUGACAAACUAAAAGCACCAAAUGGCGAUAGAGAUGCUCCAGCACGAACAUGCCGGGACCUAGCCGUAGCCCAUCCCAAAUUACCAUCCGGACGGUACUGGAUAGAUCCAAAUGCCGGAGAUACCAAAGACGCCAUUGAAGUCUACUGUGACAUGAUACACCGAGCAACAUGUAUCACUGCAUCACCAUCUGAUUUCCCAGAAAUCGUUCCAGAUGGUAGUCUCUGGUUAUCAGAAUUAGGAAUACUACCAUCGUACAAAUCCGAUUCCCAACAAAUGGCAUUCCUCCAACUGCUAUCAUCGAGAGCAGAACAAAAUCUAACAAUUCACUGUAUCGGCCAUAUUGUAGCAUUUGACAGUGAACGUGAUAGUUUUCGUCGUGCCGUGGCACUUUUGGCAUGGAAUGAUGCCGAAAUAACUGCCAGAGGUAAUCCAAGGUUACGCUACAGUAUCCUAAAUGAUGGUUGUCAGCAUAGAGAUCGGGGAAAAUGGAGUAGUACAACUCUGAGUUAUGUCACGACUAAAACAUCGAGACUACCAAUUGUUGACAUUAGUCCAAGAGACGAUGAUCUAUCAAAUGGACGAUUGCGCCUAAAUGUAGGCAAUGUAUGCUUCUCCUAGGUGCCAUAUUGUUCUUUUUUCAAAACAAAAAACUUUUUAGCA
Messenger RNA from Phlebotomus papatasi, 4465 nucleotides. Its product is annotated as collagen alpha-1(I) chain-like. The transcript is spliced from 5 exons. Gene Ontology annotation, molecular function: extracellular matrix structural constituent. The record is from RefSeq and is a predicted model, not a curated record. Lineage: Eukaryota; Metazoa; Arthropoda; Insecta; Diptera; Psychodidae. Bases 83 to 4423 code for a protein of 1446 amino acids.